Nematocida minor is the source of this 348-nucleotide messenger RNA. RefSeq lists its product as uncharacterized. Lineage: Eukaryota; Fungi; Microsporidia. The record is from RefSeq and is a predicted model, not a curated record. The annotation marks the transcript as partial. The transcript has a single exon.
GAGAAUAUUAUUAAGGUUAAAAAUAGUUUUGGAAACUUAUUUCUAAUAAGCUUAGACCAGAAAAAAUACUUGAUCGAAAAGAUGAAAGAGCUGCUAGAAGCACAUGGCGUAAAAGUAGUGGUAGAUGGAGUAGAAACAGAACCAAACAGGCUAAAAAUAUCUGAGCCACCACUCAACAACCAGCCACCAUUAGAAGAACAAGCACCCCCACACCCAGCAUCUGCAGAAAGAAAGAUAGUUUCAGCUCUAAAGAUUGUAGUGUCCGUGUCCUUAGUCGUUCUCUUUAUAGUAUCAACAAUAGUCUUUGGCUACAGAAUAGAGAACAGAAUGAAAAGCACCAACAACUAG